AUGAGAAGAGGUGUGGAAGUUGUUGACAAACACAAAAUUUUACAAGUGGUGGAGGAUGGAAAUGUUGCUGAAUUGUUAAAGUUUGAUUUGGCUCCGAUCAUUAAUGAUUUUUAUUUCAAUUCUUACCAAUUUAAGGUAUUUUCGUUGGGAAAAACCUUGUUGUAUGUAGCUUGCGAGAGGGGACAUUUGGAAAUCGUUAAAUUAUUGUUGACUGUCCCGAAUGUUGAUGUCAAUUUAGGAUCUAAAGUUCUUUAUAAACAAAAAAAAUAUGAAUAUGACAAAUUACCAAAUAGUCACAUUAUUGUUUUUAAAGAUAUCAUUAAUAUUAUUGCACCUAAAUUCUUGGAAAAUGUAUUGCUAAAUGAGGAGUUUAUUCGAUCACUUAACAAUAGUGAAUCUGAAAUAUUACAAUUACUGAUAGAUAAAUUAAUUUACAAUCCAGAAAUCACAUUUACAACUAUCAAACAAAAGUUAUUUGUAUUAUUUAUAUUGGAUAAAGUAUCAAAUGAAAUGUCUAAAUUUCAAAAUGAGUUAUUGGAAUCAAUUAUUUCCAUGAUCGAUAUGAAAAGUGUGUUAAAUAUUGUCUACACAAUUACUAAUUAUCAGAAUAGAGAUUCUGAUAACAAUAAUUCCUAUUUGAAUCAAAUCAAAGAAUACUGUUUGGAUUUUGUUGCAUUUUAUUCUAAUACACCUGAAUAUGAUCAAUACUUUGAGAAUAAUGAUAGAGCUAUUCCAUAUUUUAAAACUCUGGUUAAACGAAGAUCCUAUCCAAAGAUCAACGUUAAUAUGAAUUCAGUUGAACCUCUAAAAGUUAGCAAACAUCCAGGAAUUGUCAAGUUAAUUCAUUAUGAAGAAAAUGAUAAUAAUGUACAAUUAUUUUUGGAACUGAUGAAAAGUUUUAAAGAUGAAACAAAUUCUUUUAAUGAUUUUGGAGGACAAGGUUAUGGACAAAUAUUUCAAAUUAUGUUCAUUGCUUUGAAAAUUGCUCAAACACUUGAAUUUUUGCAUAGUGAAAAAAUCUAUCAUCACGAUUUAAAACCUUCCAAUAUUCUCUAUUCAACAAUUACUAUUAAUGGAAUUGAAUAUGUGAAUGAUGUAAAACUAACAGAUUUUAGCGUAGCAAAGGAGUCAGCAAAAUAUUUGACAACACUAACUUCAAUCUAUGGUACUGCGGGCUAUAUGCCUCCAGAGAUUGCUGAAAUGGUAACAGGUGCGGAAAUAGGUAACACAAAAGUGGAUGCUUUCAGUUUUGGAGUUACACUGAAUAUGCUUUUGACCAAUCAAAGCAUUGUGCGUACAAAAGAUAGCAAUACUCAGCUGCUCAAAAUCAAUUUCGUUUCUGUUGAAGAAUUAUGUAAGCAUUAUCCAUGUCUUACAGAAGAGCAAGCCAAGCUUAUCCACACAUUAGGAAGUAAAUGUGUUGAAUACAAUUUCAAGAGUAGACCUGAAUUUAAGGAAAUAGUUAACUCACUCUUGGAUGUUGUAUUCUCACUUUUCAAUUCUUUCAAAACAAGACAAUAA
Messenger RNA from Naegleria gruberi, 1521 nucleotides. RefSeq lists its product as uncharacterized. Gene Ontology annotation, molecular function: protein serine/threonine kinase activity; protein binding; ATP binding. Gene Ontology annotation, biological process: mitotic DNA damage checkpoint signaling; protein phosphorylation. Lineage: Eukaryota; Heterolobosea; Eutetramitea; Acrasida; Naegleriidae. The record is from RefSeq and is a predicted model, not a curated record. The transcript is spliced from 12 exons. Gene Ontology annotation, cellular component: cytoplasm; nucleus. Bases 1 to 1521 code for a protein of 506 amino acids.